AUGUCAAUUUCCUGUCAGGGCGCUGAGAAGUGGAUCCAGGUGAAACCCACCGUGUUGGUCACAGGUUGCGCUGGCUAUGUGGCAACGAGCGUUGUGCGCAGACUGCUCUCGGAGGGCUACAAGGUGAAGGGCACGGUGCGCUCUGUGGAUUCCAGCGAUCCCAAGGUUGCCAUGAUGAAGCGGGUAUUUCCUCAAGUAGAGCUCUGCGAGGCCGACCUCCUUGGUGGUGAAGAAGCCUUUGCAAAGGCUAUGGAGGGCUGCAAAUUUGUGAUUCACUGCGCCUCACCUUUUAAGCUGGAUGCAAAAGAUGUCCAGAAGGAGCUAAUUGAGCCGGCAGUGAAGGGAACAGAGGCUGUUAUGCGAGCGGCGAGCAAGGCCAGCAUUAACCGCGUUGUCGUCACCUCAUCCGUCGCUGCGGUUGGGCCUCCUAUGACAUAUUUGGAGGCUGGCGGUACUGACAAGGUCUUGGAGGAUGAUGAUUGGAAUGACGACGCGCCAGACACUCCUAUGAAAGGUUACAAAGUCUCCAAAGUUUUGGCCGAAAAGAAAGCUUGGGAAUUGUCCAAAGAGUUAAACGUUGACCUGUCCGUGCUUUGUCCUGGCUUUGUGAUCGGACCGAUGAUGACAAGUAGGGCAGAUGGCGAGUCAGUUCUGUUCAUCAAGCGCAUGUUGGAUGGCACGAUGAAAGAGAAGGCAUCUGAGGGAAGCCUGAAAGGCUUUCCAAAGCCAGUCACUGAUGUUCGAGAUUUGGGUUUGGCUCAUGUCAAAGCUAUGGAGAAAGAGGGCGCUGUCGGAAAGCGAUUCCUUGUCACCAGCGAAAAUGUCUACACGAAUGUACAGAUGGCUGAGAUGAUUGCGGACAGAUACAAGGCCUACCCUUUGCCCACAGAGAGCCAGGAGGGAAAAGCGGGCUACAAGUGCAACUGCAAGGCAGCAAAGGAUGUGCUUGGAGUCUCACUGCGACCUGUGGAUGUGUCCAUGCGGGAUAUGGCUGCAGCGGCACUGAGGGUGGGCUUGGCGGAAAAGAAGUUCGUCAAGAAAGCUGCCAAGUCCUUCGGAGAGGUCACCGACAUCAUGCCUGACAGCCGGAGUGUUUACCUCCUAGUCAGCGUUGUGUCCAUUGGCACGCCAGAGGAGGGAAAGGGCGCCGAGGCCUUCACGGAGGUCGUCGUUGGAGAUUCGACAGGACUGGUCACACUGCGACUGAACUCCGAGGAGAUGAAGGCCCUUGGAAGCGUGGGUGAUGUGGUUGAGAUUCGAAAUGGAGCUGUCAAGAUGAUGAAGGCACGUGAGAUCGACUUUGCAGAUUUUUCGGAAAGCCGCGAGAAAGGCACCAUGAUGUCGGUCAUCGAGGUGAAAGCUGCCCAGGUGACACAUCCGACCGGAGAUCCAAAGUUUGCAGUGAUGCAGCCCUUCCCUGCGGCAAUCUCAGAGAAAGAGGCCGACCCAUUCCUGAUGUGCGAUGAGUUCGGCCCGACUGUGAGCACUGGCAAGGAGACCGACCCAGAUAGAUUUCCUGUUGGAUGGCACCCCCACCUUGGAAUGGACAUCAUGACCUACAUGCGUGAAGGGAGAGGCAGACACGCCGAUUCUCUGGGUAAUCGUGAAGAGUUUGAUAGCCCUGGCUUCCAAUGGAUUAGCGUGGGUAGCGGGAUCGAGCAUGCUGAAGGCGGUGGCACUGAGAAAGGCGAGCGACAACAUGGCUUCCAGAUUUGGCUCAAUGUGCCAAAGGUGCACAAGGCAGAUGAUCCUCAGUACGGCACUGUCAAGCCGGAGCUCCUUACAGAGUUUGAUCUCACGGGUGGUGCUGGGCGAGCGCGGCUUUUGGCAGGGCCCUAUGCUGAUCAGGAAGGUGCAUUCCGGACCAAACAGAGCGUCCAAAUGAUUGACUUUGAGGUCACACCUCGAGCGGCGUUCUGCCACGCCAUCCCUGAGCAUAUGGAGACAGUCUUAGUGUAUUGCUACAGAGGCGAGCUUCGUGUGGGAGCGGAAGGCAAGAAGCUUCCUGCCCAACAUGUCGCACGUUUGGAUGGCACCACCAGCCAGCGCGACCUCUUGCUGGAGGCUGGCGAGGAUGGAGCUGCUUGCAUUCUCUUUGCGGGCAAGCGGAUCAACGAGCCGAUAGCAUGGCAUGGCCCAUUUGUUGCCAGUGACAAGAAAGAGCUGCAAAAGGCUUUUCGAGCCUACCAGGACGGGAGCUUCCCACCCAAACGGGUGACGUGGGACUACCGGCGUGCUGCGGCUGUGCCAAAGUCUU
Molecule: messenger RNA, 2257 nt
Organism: Cladocopium goreaui
Lineage: Eukaryota; Dinophyceae; Suessiales; Symbiodiniaceae
Source: the annotation of a GenBank genome assembly